UCAACACCAAUAAUAAUUGGAUUAGGAGUAGCAGUAGCAGCAACAGCUGGUAGAUUCGCAAUAAAAGCCGCACAAAAUUAUAAACCAAGAAUUAGUGGAGGUAUAAGUAGUGGCAAAUAUUAUAAAGGAGGUUUCGAUACUAAAAUAAAUAAACGUGAAGCUGCUUUAAUCUUAGGUUUAAGGGAAACAGGGAUCAAUAAAGCUAAAAUUAAAGAAGCGCAUAGAAGAAUUAUGUUACUUAACCAUCCUGAUCGUGGUGGUUCACCUUAUUUAGCCAGUAAAAUUAACGAAGCAAAGGAUUUUCUUGAAAAAAGCGUUAAAUCAUGA
Molecule: messenger RNA, 327 nt
Organism: Funneliformis geosporum
Lineage: Eukaryota; Fungi; Glomeromycota; Glomeromycetes; Glomerales; Glomeraceae
Source: the annotation of a GenBank genome assembly